AUGGCUACCGUACACCACGGUCAACCCCAUGUUGACCCCCAUGAUGAUGACUCUCUUCUUGGUGAUGAUCUGAUUGAAGCCGAUGACGCCAUCGAUGCGGAUGACCCCCUGCGCGAUACCUCCGACACGGCCCCUCUGCGAGGCAACAUCGAAUCCAACUCUGGCAGCCGAAGCAAUGCCCCGGGAUAUGGCAACUACCUGACAUCUUCUAUCGGUGGUGAAGAUCGCCGCGCGACGCAAAACACUAUCGACGAGACCGUAUGGGAGACAUUGUCACGCGACUUGGUUGCCGUGUGGGAGAAGAUGCGCCAGGUGCUGUGGCCGAAAUACUUGCUCGGAGGAAUGAUGCAGCGCGGAGGCCGCGGUACCGCUGAUGCCGAGCAAGGCGGCGUAUCAGGAUUUGGUAGUAACGUUCGGGGACUCGUUGGACGCUGGCCGGAUGCCGACGUGGUUCUGCAGGGUGGAAUGAGCGACGGAUUGCGGGAUUGGGAUCUCUGGGGCCCGCUUAUCUUCUGCCUGGUGCUGAGCUUGUUCUUAUCUGUCGCAAAGGGUGAUCAAUCGUCGGUGGUGUUCUCGGGUGUUUUCUGUCUCGUCUGGAUCGGAGAAGCCGCCGUGACGCUUCAAAUCAAACUCCUUGGUGGCAAGAUCUCCUUCUUCCAGUCGAUUUGCAUCAUCGGUUAUACGUUAUUCCCCCUGGUCAUUGCGGCAAUGCUGAGCGCACUGGGUCUUCCUACCAUCGCACGGAUACCAGUAUAUCUGGUGUUAGUGGCAUGGUCUCUAGCAGCCGGAGUAAGCAUCUUGGGAGGCUCGGGGGUAGUGCGGAACCGAGUCGGCAUUGCAGUGUACCCGCUCUUUGUGUUCUACAUUGCGAUCGGGUGUCUGUGUUUCAUCAGUUAA
This is a messenger RNA of Penicillium paradoxum, 897 nucleotides long. Its product is annotated as Yip1 domain protein. The transcript is spliced from 4 exons. Gene Ontology annotation, biological process: endoplasmic reticulum to Golgi vesicle-mediated transport. Bases 1 to 897 code for a protein of 298 amino acids. Gene Ontology annotation, cellular component: trans-Golgi network; membrane. NCBI's taxonomy places the organism in Eukaryota, Fungi, Ascomycota, Eurotiomycetes, Eurotiales, Aspergillaceae. The record is from RefSeq and is a predicted model, not a curated record.